AAGCUUCCCAGCUCAGCAAAACACCUCACCUGGGGCUUUAAGCCUCACCUCAGCAGAGCGCAGCUGAGCUCCGGAGAUCCGGGGUAGUUGAAGCUGGCAGGGUCGGAGAAUGGAAAGAAAGAAAAUCCAUGCACUGUCUUAGUGCAGAAUCAGACCAGAUGGACCUGUCCUAAAAAGAGUCCCGCUUCAGCCUCCUGCUGACUCAAGUUUCACCCACUGGUGAGACCAGCAGUCAAAUAUGCAGUACAACUAUCUCCACCUGAUCUUUGUGUGCCUCUGUCUCUUAACUCAAAGAAUUCAUAUCCUGGGGAAUCAGUUGGGCACAGAGUCCAACAGGAACAACAAACUCUCACUCCCUGGAUUUGAGAACCUCACAGCAGGAUACAACAAGUUUCUCAGACCCAAUUUUGGAGGGGAACCUGUUCAAAUUGCUCUGACCCUUGACAUUGCAAGUAUUUCUAGUAUUUCGGAAAGUAACAUGGAUUACACAGCAACAAUAUACCUGAGGCAGCGCUGGACAGAUCAGCGGCUGGUGUUCAAUGGCAACAAGAGUUUCACCCUGGAUGCUCGCCUUGUGGAGUUCCUCUGGGUCCCUGACACCUAUAUUGUGGAGUCUAAAAAGUCUUUUCUGCAUGAAGUCACUGUGGGGAACAGACUGAUCCGGUUAUUCUCCAAUGGAACCGUCUUGUAUGCUCUCAGAAUCACUACGACUGUUGCGUGUAACAUGGAUCUGUCAAAAUAUCCCAUGGACACCCAGAUGUGCAAGCUGCAGCUGGAAAGCUGGGGUUAUGAUGGAAAUGAUGUGGAGUUUACAUGGCUGAGAGGGAAUGACUCAGUUCGCGGCCUGGAAAACUUGCGACUGGCUCAGUACACCGUGCAGAGAUAUUUCACCUUGGUCACAAGAUCACAGCAGGAAACAGGUAACUACACAAGACUGAUCUUGCAGUUUGAGCUUCGGAGAAAUGUUCUGUAUUUCAUUUUGGAAACCUAUGUCCCGUCCACUUUCUUGGUGGUGUUAUCCUGGGUAUCAUUCUGGAUUUCUCUAGAUUCCGUACCUGCAAGAACUUGCAUUGGUGUCACCACAGUACUGUCGAUGACAACCCUGAUGAUUGGCUCCCGGACAUCCCUGCCCAACACCAACUGUUUCAUAAAGGCUAUUGAUGUGUACCUGGGCAUCUGUUUCAGCUUUGUUUUCGGUGCCCUGCUGGAGUAUGCCAUUGCUCAUUACAGUUCCUUGCAGCAGCUGGCGGCCAAAGACAUGGGAACUUCUAAAGAAGUGGAAGAGGUCAAUAUUACUAACAUUAUCAACAGCUCCAUCUCCAGUUUUAAAAGGAAGAUCAGCUUUGCCAGUAUCGAACUCUCCAACGAUAAUGUCAACUACAGUGACUUGACGAUGAAGACAAGUGACAAAUUCAAGUUCGUCUUCAGAGACAAAAUGGGCAGGAUUGUUGAUUAUUUCACAAUCCAAAACCCCAGUAAUGUUGAUCGUUAUUCUAAACUACUCUUCCCUUUGAUUUUCAUGUUGGUCAAUGUAUUUUACUGGGCAUACUACAUGUAUUUUUGAAAGCCGUGAAUAUUUUGAUUUUUUCACAUUAGAGAUCUCCGACAAAUUGACUGAGAAGAUAAUGCACUUGGCUUUCUAAUCCAGUAACCCAAGGGAACUAGAAAUGACUGCAAUAUAGAGAAAGAAUAUGGGCCUUUCUCUUCAAACUGGAGCCUCAUCCAAUAUUUUAAUAUGAGCUAAGUGAUCCUAGAAUUCCCUGUGUCAUGAAAAGACCAGUCUGGUCUUCCUUUAAAAACUGAUGAUCUUGGUCUUCCCUCAGACCACAUGAUUCCCCACCUCUAGUGGGUUGGGGGGUAUGUGGUUGGUUGGAAUUACCAUAUAUUGAAGGAGAUGAGGCAUCAUUAAAUUGAGAAAGGCA
Molecule: messenger RNA, 1922 nt
Organism: Ornithorhynchus anatinus (platypus)
Lineage: Eukaryota; Metazoa; Chordata; Mammalia; Monotremata; Ornithorhynchidae
Gene: GABRP
Product: gamma-aminobutyric acid type A receptor subunit pi
Exons: 10
Coding region: 239-1564 (441 amino acids)
Biological process (GO): regulation of membrane potential; signal transduction; chemical synaptic transmission
Cellular component (GO): membrane; synapse; GABA-A receptor complex
Molecular function (GO): neurotransmitter receptor activity; extracellular ligand-gated monoatomic ion channel activity; GABA-A receptor activity
Source: RefSeq, a predicted model, not a curated record